Molecule: messenger RNA, 381 nt
Organism: Pyrenophora tritici-repentis Pt-1C-BFP
Lineage: Eukaryota; Fungi; Ascomycota; Dothideomycetes; Pleosporales; Pleosporaceae
Source: RefSeq, a predicted model, not a curated record
AUGCAGAAAAUUGGAAGCCGGUACUGGUACAUAUUCUGGCAAGGCCCAUCCGGAGUAGCCGUAGAGCUUUGUGGUAGCAAAGUCUUUAAGCCGAUCCACAAAGAAGGCCCGUACCGCUACAACUACGAACCCAUAUAUGCACCUCCAUUCCCCCCUGAACUGUCAGCUAAUUUUAUGGCCAUGAAGAUGCUUUUUCACGUUGCGUUCCGAGGCAAUCCUAAGGAGUGCUUCUACAAAUCUACGGGCGUAGAUCCUGGUCAAUUGUUCUGCGGAAACUACAUGAUCAACGACUUUGCUCAGGAUUUGCAGUACAACGACCCGGUUUACAUUUGCAAUAAUGAUGGUUUUGAGUAUGCUCGAGGGUACUUCUGCGAGUACUAG